Betta splendens (Siamese fighting fish) is the source of this 3564-nucleotide messenger RNA. Its product is annotated as protein phosphatase PTC7 homolog. Lineage: Eukaryota; Metazoa; Chordata; Actinopteri; Anabantiformes; Osphronemidae. The record is from RefSeq and is a predicted model, not a curated record. The coding region runs from base 373 to 1266 and encodes 297 amino acids. The transcript has 6 exons.
UGAAUGACGUCAAUGUUGUAAAGGGGCGGAACGUACCCGUAUGUACUCUCCGCUCUCCGUCCGGUAAACGGUGGAAACAUGUCUGGAAGGAGGGAGCCCGGCGGAGGAACUGCGCUUGCGAACCGCACACUUACCUAAACGGCGGCGCGGGCGGUGGCGUUUUUAUGCGGGGUUAGCGCACCGGCGUGGACUGGUUCGCGAAAGAGCUGCCAUUCGCGGGCGCAUGGGCCGAUAAAGACCCGAAACCAGCGGCUUUAUCUGAAGAAGCAGAGCAGCCUCGGAGGGAGGCGGGCGACCGAGCCAGGUGGACAGGGGGGGAUCGCGUCUGCAGGCUCGCACCGGAGCACCGGACGGGGCUGCUGCUUGCCCGGGAUGUUAUCCGUGUUGUCGUAUGGCAGACUGGUAGCCAGGGCUGUCCUGGGCGGACUCUCUCAGACGGACAGCCGGGACUACAGCCUCAUCACCGCCAGCUAUGGCUUCGGUAAAGACUUUAGGAAGGGGAUCCUGAAGAAGGGGAUGUGCUACGGGGAUGAUGCCUGCUUCAUCGCGCGGCACAGGUCCGCCGACGUCCUGGGUGUAGCAGAUGGUGUAGGUGGUUGGCGCGACUAUGGCGUCGACCCGUCGCAGUUCUCCGCUACCCUGAUGAAAACGUGUGAGCGACUGGUGAAGGAGGGCCGCUUCACUCCCAGCAAUCCAGUGGGUAUCUUGACCUCGGGCUACUACGAGCUGCUGCAGAACAAAGUGCCCCUUCUGGGUAGCAGUACAGCCUGUAUUGUGGUUCUGGAUCGACAGGGCCACAGGCUACACACAUGUAACCUCGGGGACUCAGGAUUUCUAGUGGUUCGGAGAGGAGAGGUUGUUCAUCGCUCGGACGAGCAACAGCACUAUUUUAACACGCCCUUCCAGCUGUCUAUUGCUCCUCCGGGAGCCGAGGGGGUGGUGCUCAGUGACAGUCCUGAAGCAGCUGACAGCUCCUCCUUCGAUGUGCAGCUCGGAGACAUCAUCCUGACGGCUACUGAUGGCCUUUUUGACAACAUGCCAGACUACAUGAUUCUUCAGGAGCUCAAAAAACUCAAGACUACCAACUAUGAGAGCAUCAUGCAGACUGCACAGAGCAUUGCAAAACAAGCUCAUGAUCUUGCGUAUGACCCCAACUAUAUGUCUCCUUUUGCACAGUUUGCCUGUGACAAUGGGCUGAAUGUACGGGGAGGGAAGCCAGACGACAUCACGGUUCUCCUGUCAAUUGUGGCUGAAUAUACAGACUAAAAGUGUGUGAGUGUGUGCAAGUGUGUAUGUAUGUUUUUUUUCUUGGGGCUUCUUCUUCCUCCUUUACAUCUACCAGAGACUUCUAUCUGCAGCCCUUCCAAAAUGCACUGCGUCGUGUGGCCUGACCGGGAGGCCCACCAACACCACACACUCCUCACUGCAGGGCUGAGGUUUUAAUUUUUUUCCUCUGUUUUGUUUUGGUGCUUGAACUGGUCGAGGGGAACACAGGCAGCUAAGACACUUUCGUGUUGAUCAUGAUGCAGAAAAAACAGAGUACAAUAAAUUGUGGGUUUUUCUCAGUCUCCCAUGUCUGGCUGUGUGGCUUGAGGACAAUUGUGUGUAACUGAGGGCGUAACUGAGGGCUUUAAAAUCUGCUCGUCUGUGUUCAUAAACAGUGAAUUUAUAAAAGGAAUAAGCCAUGGCUUUGGGUUGCUUAUUACAGCAGUAAAUGUGUCUGAACAAAGCAUAUAGUUGGGCUGAGGAAGCUGAUGCUGGGAAUGAGCAGGUGUCACUGGAAGCACUGGGGUUUGGGAAAGCAGACGAUGGACAAGCUGUAACUAGCUCAUUUGCUUCCUUAAGAGUAAAUGUAGACAAACAGCAGCACGUUGGCGCUUGCGUGUGAGCGUGAGCCAGGUUUUGCCUCUCGGCUUGGGAUCUGUCUGUGCGCACAUCCUGAUAAGUUGUAAAUAUUUUGUUUUUAGGGUUGUUUAAACAGAGCUAUUUUGUUAUUGUUGUGAACGAUGUACACGUAUUCAUAAAUAUUUUAAUUUUGAUGUAUAGAUGUUAAUCUUGAAGUGAGCUUUAUCGAUCCCACACUUCCACCAGGAGGAUCUUUGCUGCGACGGACUUGUGAGAAGGACGAUCAAAAUGUGUGGUCAGGAGCGUGUGUCGCGUUUAAUAUUAUUCUCAUGUUAUUUCAUAAAGCUGAAGCUAGCAACUGGGAGAGCUUACAAUCACAUUCAUAGGUCAGGCGUGGGAGUAUGUGAUUCUUUUUAAACAUUCAGUUUUCAGUGUGUGCUGACCUGUAAUAUGUGGGACAGAUGGCGAAGACCAGAUAUCUUAACAGGAAGGAUUUGUGGUGUGGAAAUGAGUGUGUAAGUGUCUUUUAUUUGUUUUUACCUCCUUACUUCCCAUUGUUUGCUGCUGUUUAUCUUUGUAAUUCAGAUUUCUACAUACUGUAUGACUCGACAUGAAUUAUAUGAACACGAUUGUUUUGUGUGUGUGUGUUUGUGCGUGUGUGUGCUGAACUCCAUCAAAUUUACAUCAAUCAGAGACACUGAUAAUACUGUUCUUCUAGUGAUUGUGUGUAGGGACACUACAGGUCACACGCAUUGUUCAGACAGUGUCUUUACAGUUCAAAAGCAGAUGCACCAAAGACUAAUUUUCUUGUUGUUGGAAACAUCUUACAGCAAUACUGUUCAUUCUUUGUGCUCUGGAGCUUGUGUGACAGGAUGGAAAUGAUCAGAGAUGAGAGCUUCUUAAAUGUCUUGCCUAUGUCUGUUGUCACACUGUUGGUUUACGUUCUACAGUAGGUGACUGGGUACCAGGUACACAGUAUGACAAAGGUUUGUAAAACCAAAGAUGGAAAGCCAUAUAUGAAUACAUGAUUGAGGCACUGCUCUGUAAAGAUGACAUUGUGUUUGUGGAGACCAAUAUUGUCACUGUGUUUUUGUUUUUAUAGUCAUGGUUAAACUAUACAUUUGAAUCUACUGGUCCCUGCACAUGUCUCGCAGUAGAAAGCAUGAUUCUGCAAGAAAUUCAUAUACGUGAGGGAGCAGUCGUAUGACGAAUGACUGCUGUUUCAUGUCUGUUUUAUUGCCUCACACAUAAUGGCUACAGUUAAUUUAAAUGGCAUCUGGCAGCAUUUCACAUGGUUGUAGUCUGUUUUUUCCUUUUGAAUGGUUUAUGUAAAAUGUUCUUGGCUUGCAUUUACACCAAGGCCGUCAUGUAUUUUUAAAAUGGAAACGUACCCUAGAAUAUGCAGAAGAAAGAUGGGUAACGGUGCUGUGAGCGAGGGCACAGUUUCAGCCUUAACAAGACCUGUAAUCCAGAGGCCUUCCCUGUCACUGCAAGCUCGUCUUGUUGCCCGGUGUUGGACACAAAUGAGGUCUGCCCCAUCCUUCUGUCCUGUAAAGCUGUUCUUAAAGGUGCUUCUGCUGUCUGAAUGGUAUGAUUGUCCUCCUUCCAGUAAGCGGUGUGAGUGUGUGUGUCUACAGUAUAACAAUGCAGGUCUAAUUUAUGUAAAUAUGUUUCAAAUAUGUACAAUAUCUAAAUAAAGACUCUAGUAUUUAUACUAAA